CACUGUGUUUUUUUUUCCUUUUCUUUUUCUUACUUUACUUUUUUAUUAAAAUUGUAGUAUGUACUUUUCGUUCCUCUUCUUCUCAAGUCUCUCUCUCUCUCUCUCUCUCUCUCUCUCUCUAUCUGAUUUUUCCUUGGUUGUUGGAGGAGGCAUGAUUGGAAUUUGGAUGUGUAUGUGAAUAUCAGUUUGUAUAGUACUACUAUUAUUGUUCUUGAAAUCUUUCUACUUUGAAAGUCUUUGUGUUGGUUUGUCGGAAUUGAGAGAAAAUUUUGGAAGAGAAAUGGAUGAUGAAUAUGCUAAGCUUAUCAGGAGGAUGAACCCUCCAAGCAAUCAGAUAGGUCUUCCUGAUUCUUGCUCUUCUUAAUUAAAGUUGUGAUUGACAACAAUUCUUGUGAGGGUGCCACUGUUAUUCAGGUUGACAGUGUAAACAAACAUGGGAUUCUCCUGGAAGUUGUCCAAGUGCUUACGGAUAUGAACCUUAUAAUAACAAAGGCAUACAUCUCAUGUGACGCGGGAUGGUUCAUGGAUGUGUUUAACGUGAUUGACUACGAUGGGAACAAAAUCAGAGAUAAGGAAGUCAUCGAUUAUAUUCAAAGGAGGCUUGAAAGUAAUGCCAGCUUCUCACCCUCCUUGAGAGACUCUGUUGGGGUAAUGCCUUCUGAAGAGCAUACCUCAAUAGAACUCAGUGGUACUGACAGGCCUGGCUUAUUGUCUGAAGUGUGUGCGGUUCUCACAGACCUUCACUGUAGUGUGGUGAAUGCUGAGAUAUGGACACACAAUGCAAGGGCUGCAGCUGUAGUUAAUGUCACAGAUGAUUCCACUGGGUGUGCAAUCAAAGAUCCAAAACGUCUCUCAACAAUUAAGGAAUUGCUUUGCAAUGUCCUCAAAGGAAACGAUGACUUGAAGACAGCAAAUAUGACACUCUCACCCCCUGGAGUUACAAACAGGGAGAGAAGGUUACAUCAGAUUAUGUUUGCUGACAGGGACUACGAAAGAGUUGAAGUAGACAGACUUGGGGGACUUGAGAACAAGAAAUCAAGACCUCAUGUAACUGUGUUGGAUUGCAGCCAGAAAGAUUACACAGUGAUUACUAUGAGGUCAAAAGAUCGGCCAAAACUGUUGUUUGACAUCAUUUGCACUUUGACGGACAUGCAGUACGUAGUUUUCCAUGGAAUGGUCAACACAGGGAGGAUGGAAGCUUAUCAGGAAUUUUAUAUUCGACAUGUUGACGGCCUUCCUAUAAGUUCAGAAGCUGAGAGAGAACGCGUUGUACAGUGUCUUGAAGCGGCCAUUGAAAGACGGGCAUAUGAGGGACUGGAGCUUGAAUUGUGCACUGAAGACCGGGUUGGUCUCCUCUCUGAUAUCACCAGAAUUUUCCGUGAAAACAGUUUAUGCAUUAAAAGAGCUGAAAUUUCAACAAAAGUUGGACAGGUCAAAGACACUUUCUAUGUCACAGAUGUGACUGGCAACCCUGUUGACCCCAAGAUUAUCGAUGCACUUCGCAGACAGAUUGGCCAGAGUGUGCUCAAGGUUAAACAUAAUUCAAGUAUUUCACCAAAGCCUCCUCAAGAAACUACAAUGGGAUUCUUAUUUGGAAAUUUGUUUAAAGCUCGAAAUUUCCAAAGUUUCAAAUUGGUCAGAUCCUACUCUUAAUAUCUUCCUGUAUAUUCUCAGAAGUCAGAAGUAUAAACUGUACAGAGAUAUUAGAAAAUCGUUACUCUGAAGAAUGCAUAGGGAUGAAAAAAACAUGUAAGUAGGAACCUCCCUUUCCUCGUGCACAUAGGGUUAAUGUUAUGUGUUGAUGUACUACAGAAGAAACCCAGAAGCCACUUUAUACUGUGAAUAGUACUGGUGGGGUUUGUAUAUGCUUAUGUCCUGUAAGUAGGUUAUGUACAGUGUGAUGUUACAUUGAUUGUACAGAGAUAUGGAAGCUGUAUAGAUAUAAUUGAGCUCAAUCAAAAAGUUAUGUAAAAAUCUUAGUGUUUCUUGUCCUUUUGCAGCAUUGUAUUAAAUUGAGUGGAUAUUAUUUUGUGGGGUCUA
This is a messenger RNA of Quercus robur (English oak), 2040 nucleotides long. Its product is annotated as ACT domain-containing protein ACR6. The transcript has 8 exons. Bases 472 to 1653 code for a protein of 393 amino acids. The record is from RefSeq and is a predicted model, not a curated record. NCBI's taxonomy places the organism in Eukaryota, Viridiplantae, Streptophyta, Magnoliopsida, Fagales, Fagaceae.